Molecule: messenger RNA, 3501 nt
Organism: Cyphellophora europaea CBS 101466
Lineage: Eukaryota; Fungi; Ascomycota; Eurotiomycetes; Chaetothyriales; Cyphellophoraceae
Exons: 1
Coding region: 1-3501 (1166 amino acids)
Biological process (GO): positive regulation of translation; mRNA stabilization
Cellular component (GO): cytosol; cytoplasmic stress granule
Molecular function (GO): RNA cap binding
Source: RefSeq, a predicted model, not a curated record
AUGCCUGCGUUUUCCUAUGCCCAAGCGGCCAAAGGCCUUGCGCCCUCCACAUCCCAAGCCUCUGUGAAGGAUGUCAAAGAAGAGCUUCUCGACCAAAAUUCCAUACCUAAGCCGAGCCAGAAGCCGGAUGCACAGAAUGGGGCCAACGGAAAGCCUGCGAGAAGCAGUGCUGGUUCAGAAGAGAAGGAUGCGAAGACCUCUUCCUGGGAACUCCCAUCUACCUCAAUUCGUGAUGGGUCUCAAGACAAGGAGAACGUUCCUGUCAAUCGCCGCAGUCACAAGUCGUCAGCGUCAGUCGGCGACCUCCCCAAGACGACCGGCGAGUCCGGCCCCGGCAAGGAGAAUAACGAGAACCAGUCUUCGUCGGCCCGUGCUGAGUCAUGGGAUACAUCCGUUGCCAACGAGAUGGAUUCAACCACCAGCGACAAGGACAAGGGCAAGGAUGUAGAGGACGAUUGGGAGAAAGUCUCCAUCCCAUCUGUUGCUGCUGAGAAAGAGCUCAAGCCGGCUCCCAUUCCGACCGUCAACUUCUGGCAACAGCGAAAGGAGGCUCAAGAUGCGAAGAGACGAGAGCAGGGUGCCCAGAAAGCCGUGCCACCUGCUGGCGCUGCUGUGAACGGCCCCAUUACCACCAAGCAGAACAAUCAGGAACAGAAACGCAGAGCAGGCCCAGAGCGUGAAAUCCCUACGACGUCUCGUCCCACGAACAAACCCGCCGAUAAAAAUGAGCUCUCGUCUUCUCAGUCUUCCCCCCCUGGAUCGCGUGGCGAGAAACGAGAGCAUGCGGCUCCUGUGCGCGAUGCUACUUCCUGGCCGACUCCUGAGACCGCCAGCGUCGAGGAGAGAAAAAAGUCUCUUCCGGUCGAUAGAAGUGAGAAGAGUGAGACUCGUCCUAGCGCCAAGUCCCAUGGUAAGAAUUGGGUUCAGAUGCCUUUUGUGCCUACAGCCAAGUUUGAGACGCAACUGCCACCUUCUGCUGCUAAGCGUGGCGGACGUAGUGGUCGUGGUGGGCGUGAGGGUGGCAGUCGAGGACACUUCGCCAACAACGGCGACAGAAAUGAAAACUCUGGCAGUAUGGGUCCUCCUCCGCCAAGACAGAGCGGCGAUCAGGAUCGCGGUCGAAAGGCUGAUGCCAACCGUGGGGGACGUGCAAGCUCGUUGCCCGCCGGCAACCAGAGAGCCUCAAGCCACGACAAUAGUGCAGCCAACAUUCAGAAGCCUUCAGCACCCACUGCCAAGGACUCGGUCUCGGCUCAGGCGACCACAGCCGCGCCUUUCGUACCGGUAAACGAAGUCUCUGCGACUACCAACAUUGACUCACAGGAAGCUUCACGAUCUUCUUCUCGCCAGAAUGCAGCUAGCGCGAGCUCCGGCAAGGCUGUUGAGUUGAACGUAGGCCAAACUACCGAGACAGCUACUGAAGCCAGCAUUCCACCGCAAAUACUUGAUACUGCCACCCGUCAGCAAUAUGCCGGCGAUCGAAAUAAGCCAUCUCACUCAAACUACCGUUCAAAUGAGUACAACCGUCCGGAGCGCAACGGCCCUCCACGCAACCGUGAGUGGUCCCGUGAGAAGACCGACAACGCACGCGAGAAGGUUGAGUCUUGGAGGGAUAGAGAAUACUCGGGUGAAGGCCUCUCGCGUCGCGAGCGUGGCUCUGAGCGUGGCCGAGGCUCUUAUCGUGCUCGUGGCGGCCAUGCUUACAACUCCACCUAUACUGGAGGCCAUUCUUACACCACGCCACUCCCUCAGAACGGAUUUGAGCUGCCCAAGUCCGGUUCAGGUGAACCUCGUCCCCGGCAGACAUCUCAACCCUUCUCCAUGACGAACCACCCUUCGCCCAAUCGGAAUCCCAAUCGGGCCCAGUCAAUCCCGAUGCAGAUGAUGUACGGACAAGGUUACUUUGGCAACGUUGCAGGUGUGCCUCCGGCUCUGUCGCCUUUGCAAACUGAUGUGCAGGCAUACGGUAUGCCACCUCAGAUGCCAAUGCAGCCUGGAAUCAUGAGCGCUAUGCCGUACAAUGAGCAACUAGGCUCGUAUGCUGUGUUGUCUAUGGUCAUGAGCCAAAUGGAAUACUACUUCUCCAUUGACAACCUUUGCAAGGAUCUGUACCUUCGCAAACACAUGGACUCCCAAGGUUGGGUUCUUUUGAGCGUUGUUGCCAACUUUAAGAGAAUCAAGCAGCUGGCCGGCGAAGAGCAGACUCUUGAGACUUUGCGGAUGGUGUGCCCACAAGUCAAGAACUUGGAGUUUAUGCGCGGUCAAGAUGGCGAAGAGCGAAUUCGUCGGCAAGAAGGCUGGAAAGAUUUCAUUCUCCCAAUAGCUGAGCGAUUCCCAACUGCGCAGAAUGAUGGUCCAGCUGUCCAGCCUGAGUAUCUGCAGUACCACGAUCUUCCCCAUGGUAGUGGCGAGGCUAUGCCUUUCAUUCCCGGUCAGCUUCGAAGUCCACAAGCGGGUAUGGCUCCUGUCAACGGCAUGUUCAAUGGACCGACAUCUCCCCCAUUGUUCGGUGCUAUUCCUCCUUAUGACGGCCAUGCUGGCAAUGAGCGUCCCCCGCAGUACCCCUACGCUCAACACUUCGAAGGCUCCCGUCGAGAGUCUGCGACCUCACCCUUUUCGCCAGAGUCUCUGCAUCGGAUCCCAUCUGGUCCUAUGCAGAAUGGUUCGACUGUUCCUGCCACAAACGGUCACCACCGCAGUGCUUCUCGCAGCUUCGCUGAGGAGAGUGUCUUUCCCGACGACCAAAUUGGUCUGAUUCAUAUCUACAAGCGUGAUCGUGCCGAUAUGGGCACAGCCGAUGACAAAGCUGGCAUGCCCCAGGUGGAGCGUGCGCUUUCCAACGAGAGUCAAGGAUCGGCGUCCAAACUUAACGAUCUCCGUGGCGGCAUACAGGCUCGCAAGACCUCUGAUCAGUAUGUAAACUCAUUACGCGAUUAUUCAGAAGCUGACCAGCACAGACUUGCCUCUCGCUUGCAGGGACUGACCUUUGGAUCAUCCGGUAGCCCGGUUCCAGAAACGCCGGCUGUCUUUACGAAAGACGGUCAACAGAUGCCUCUUCCCCAGCAGGCCCAACCUGGCCACUACUUUCAGCCGUACUUCACCGCCCGCACCGAAGCGCUCCAGGAUAGAGACCAUGGGGUCGAGGGCGCCCUCGAGCCGAUGUACUCCUUCUGGUCGAAUUUUCUGGUAAAAUCAUUCAACCUUUCCAUGUACAACGAGUUCAAGGAACUCGCCCUUGAGGAUCAGGCUCGUGGCAGCGAUGCUGGUUUCCAGCACCUCUUGAGCUACUACGACGGUGCGUUGAAGGCUGUCGCUCCUGUUUCUGCAGUCGUGGCUGCAGACCUAGUCGCCCUGCUUCGCAACGAAACCGACGCCGCACGCCCGGUCUUCAAGAUGAUUCGCCUUGCUUGGCGCAACGGAGCUCUCAACCUCAAGUCGCGCAAGCGCAUUCAAGACAAUCUCAACGAAGAUGAGAAGGCCCAGUUUGACAAGGGUGGCUGA